This is a messenger RNA of Panicum virgatum (switchgrass), 1992 nucleotides long. RefSeq names its product protein FAR1-RELATED SEQUENCE 5-like. The coding region runs from base 134 to 1621 and encodes 495 amino acids. The transcript has 2 exons. Gene Ontology annotation, biological process: regulation of DNA-templated transcription. NCBI's taxonomy places the organism in Eukaryota, Viridiplantae, Streptophyta, Magnoliopsida, Poales, Poaceae. The record is from RefSeq and is a predicted model, not a curated record.
GUUGCUACAGACGGGGAAAGCACCAGACUUCUGGGAGGGAAAAAAGGGCGACUGGAGGGAAAGCGCCAGCAAUUGGCGCCAUUUUAUUCUUUGCCGUGGGCAGGGAGGCGACCGUGCGAGCGGCCGGCGCGCCAUGCAACCUCCUCUCCCGCAUGCUUCUUCAUCUGUUGCCGGAGUUGAGCAGCCAUUCCGCGCCCCUGUCCAAUCUCUUGCAGCUGAGGCUGGUGGCUCCAUAGAUGAUGCCCAGCAGCUGCUCAAGGAAGCGCAACCACCCCGCAUCCCUGUGCAAUGGCUUGCAUCUGAGGCUGGUCGCUCUAUGGAUGACGCACAGCAGCUGCUUGAGGAAUUGCCAACAAGAGUUGCUGCAACUUCUUUUUGGAUUCCACGACUUGGUAUGACAUUUAGUAGUUUGGAUGAAGCCUGGGAGUUAUGGGUGACAUAUGGUGGUCGGAUGGGUUUUGAUGUUCGAAAGUCUUACAUAAACACGAGUAAUCUUGAUGGAUUGGUGACAUCAAGUAGGUCUGUUUGUUCAAAUCAGGGUUCUCGUGCUGGAGAUAAAAGGUUUUGUGUUGUUAAGCGUAAUCGAGCUCAUACAAGAACAGGCUGCUUAGUUCGCAUGGGCAUUACUUUGGAAAGAAAAAAUAAGAUAUACAAAGUGCAUGGUCUAUUUGUUGAGCACAACCACAUUCUUCAAACUGCACAAACUAGUCAUCUGAUGCCGUCACAGAGAAACAUUUCUACGCAUCAAGCUAUUGACAUUGAAGUGGCUGAUGAUUCGGGUAUUGCACCUAAAGCAGCCCAUGAGUUUCUUGGUCGGUAUGUUGGUGGAUCAGCUAACCUUGGAUAUACCCAUCGUGAUCAUAAAAAUUAUCUGCGUACUAAACGCCAAAGAGAGAUGUUGUAUGGUGAGGCUGGAAGUUUGCUAAAAUAUUUUCAAGAUAAAGUGGUGAAGAAUCCCUCAUUUCAGUAUGCAAUACAAAUGGAUUGUGAAGAACAGAUAGCAAAUAUAUUUUGGGCUGAUGCAAAGAUGGUUGUGGACUAUGCUCACUUUGGUGAUGUCAUUACAUUCGACACUACUUUUGGAACCAACAAAGAAUAUAGAUCAUUUGGCAUGUUUGUAGGUUUCAACCAGUUUAGAGAGACAAUAGUUUUUGGUGCAGCUUUGAUGUAUGAUGAGACAUUUGAGUCUUUCAAGUGGAUGUUCAAUGUUUUUUUGUCAACACAUAAUCAAAAGCAACCUCAAACAAUUUUCACUGACCAAGAUAUUGCUAUGGGAAAGGCAGUGGCUGAGGUCUUCAGUAAUGCAUGGCAUGGUUUGUGUACAUGGCAUAUAUCACAAAAUGCAGUUAAACACUUGAAUUCUCAAGAUGAAGAGUCUGAGGACGAGGAAGAGUCAAGCAUCCUGUUAGAUUUCAGCUCCUGCAUGUAUCAGUAUGAACAAAAGGAAGAUUUUGAAGAAGCAUUUAAUGCUAUGAGACUAAAAGUUAGUAAAUCAACUUGGCUAGACAGCAUUUACAUGUUGAAACACAAGUGGGCUGAGUGCUAUAUGCUGAAUGUUUUUUCAAUAGGAAUGAGAAGUACACAACUAAGCGAGAGUCUGAAUAAUGCACUAAAAGGCUGAGUGCACCUAUGUUACUGCAAGCAAGUAUGAUUUAUACACCUGCAAUAUUUAAAGUCUUUCAGGCUGAAUAUGAAAAGCACCUGGCAGCCUACACAGUAGGUUCAAAUGGAACUAAUGAAUUUGUCAUUGCAAUUGGAGCUCUCAGAGGAACAUUAACAGUUGAAGAAGAGCGCAAAGUUAUAGUCAACGCGGCUGAUCAAAUGGUUUCAUGUAGCUGUCGACUUUUUGAAAGAAUUGGUAUAUUAUGUAGGCAUGCACUGAAAGGUCUAGAUUUGGUGAACAUUAAGAUAUUGCCUGAAAGAUACAUUUUGAAACGAUGGACCAGAGAUGCAAGAUCAGGGAUUAUCCAAGAUAAGCAUGGGAGGGAUAUA